AUGGAUAAACCCUUUGGCAGGCUCAUCCGCUCGGAAUUUUUCACCUUCCUCAUUGGACCUGAAAAGGUUCCUUUCGUUAUGAAUUCCGAAGCGAUUACAAAGCAAUCAUCUACGCUCCAUGGACUGGUGAACGGCAAUAUGCUAGAGGCACAUUCUAGAACGGUAGUAUGGCCUGAUGUGGAUGAGGAUACCUUUGCUCGGUUCUGCGAAUUCUAUUAUUUGGACAAUUAUUCCCCGCCUAGCUGUGGCUGGGAUGGUAAUACCGUCGAGGAAGCUCUUCCAGUGGGAGAUGACAGUCAGUCUGAAAAGUUGGCACAUGCUUUGGAAUCACCUUUAGUGUCGCCACAAAGCUUGGAGCCUAGUUCGGAUCUAGAGGACCACAGAUACAUGGUCCCGGAGAGAUGCGCCCGGUUUAGUGAGCAGUUCAAACCCUUCUCCAAUGUCACAGCAGACCAGGACUUUACUCCUGUUUUUCUUGGCCAUGCUAGACUUUAUGUGAUAGCAGACAAAUAUUGCAUCGAGGAGCUAAAAGAGCUGGUGUUGUCCAAGCUCUAUACGACACUAAAAGGUUUCACUCCCUUUCCUAAAAGAAUCGGAGACCUUGUCAUGCUCAUCCAAUUUGUCUACACCGAGGACAACACGCGAGGAUGUUCUACACCGAUUGACCCUCUACGGAAACUGGUGACACGGUACAUGACAACUGUGUUGAAGGACGUUGCCAUGGAUUCUGCUUUUCUCGGACUCCUUCUAGAGGGAGGCGAGUUCGUUUCUGACUUUUGUACAACGGUAUGGGCAAAGCGGGAGAAAUUGCUAGGGGGCAAUAGAUAUUGGGAUAAUAAGGACAUUUUAACUAGUAUUGAGUAUUCAAAAUAGCUCAUGUAGCUCGGCACAAAGGCAGCAACCGAUAAAACCGGCAACAUUCUGGUCCUCUUACAUCAUAGGCCGCGUUCCAUGCAGGCAUCUAGAAGCCGCGGUGAGGAGUGUGCAAGGAGAUGCAUGUACCAAGAGCCGUCCAGGCCAAUAGUCGACGGCCAACGCUCUAAGCAGCCUAUAAAGAACCCUGUAUAAUGUAUGCAGCGACCCUCCGUAAUCAGCGCUAUUAAUAGCCGGACGCUGCAACCCGCCAUCACGGUAGUAUCCCCUGGUCCCGUCUCCUCUUUUCUCCUCUUCCAUGGCUCUUACUGCUGUCGCCAUGCGCCCUCGCCUCGUGCUGGAAGCCACCGCCAACAUCUCGACGUC
Messenger RNA from Trichophyton rubrum CBS 118892, 1239 nucleotides. RefSeq lists its product as uncharacterized. The coding region runs from base 1 to 873 and encodes 290 amino acids. The transcript is spliced from 3 exons. The record is from RefSeq and is a predicted model, not a curated record. NCBI's taxonomy places the organism in Eukaryota, Fungi, Ascomycota, Eurotiomycetes, Onygenales, Arthrodermataceae.